This is a messenger RNA of Aedes albopictus (Asian tiger mosquito), 2681 nucleotides long. RefSeq names its product ionotropic receptor 75a-like. The record is from RefSeq and is a predicted model, not a curated record. The transcript has 13 exons. NCBI's taxonomy places the organism in Eukaryota, Metazoa, Arthropoda, Insecta, Diptera, Culicidae. The coding region runs from base 1 to 1902 and encodes 633 amino acids.
AUGAAUCCUCUGGUACUCGUGUUGGCAAUCGCUUCGGCAGUUUGUGGCAUCAAUGUGCUUUUGGUGAAAGAUUUUCUCAAACUGAAACAGUCCAAAAGUGCUGUUCUGUUCCUGUGUAACCCACCUGAGUCUCGCACCAUCUUCACUUCUCUAAACGAUGAUAAUAUGUUUGUGAAAAUCGUAGAUCUGAACAGUCAAUUAUUUGAUUCUUAUGCUAUUUUGCCACUGCAAGUCUACGCUAGAACAUCAUUUGUGUUUGAUUAUGGAUGUGACUCGUACCUUGAGAUAUUGGAUAAGUUCUCAGAUCACCGGUACUUCAAUUUGACAUUCAGUUGGCUAUUUACCACCUCGGACAAAGAUUCACCGAUGCAGUUGGAAAACUUUUUCUCGCAUUCGAAAGGUAUCCAGAUGAACUCUGAUAUCACCAUGGCCUUGCAAAAACGGGGUUCCGCAGGAGUAUUCGAACUUUAUGGUGUGUACUCACCGGGAAAACAUUUGUGCAGGGACAUCUAUCAGUUUAAGUAUGGCGAAUGGAAUGAAAUGAACGGAAUGGAUAUUGCCCCGGGAUUCAGUUUCUACAAAUCGAGGACCAACUUCAAAGGGCUUCGUAUGCGGGGCGUCGCAGUGAUUGAUUGUGAUAAUGUUACAUCAGAUGAUGUAGAGAGAAUAUUAUCAACUCCUGGUCGAGAACCUGGUGUGGCACUGUUUAUCAAGUACCAUUAUUCACUGUUGACCAUUUUACGAGACUACCAUAACUUCACAUUUCAUUACCGUAUCACAAGAGGUUGGGCGGGACGGUUAAAGUCUGGCUAUCGACUAGGCUUACUUGGAGUUUUACAACGAAACGAAGCUGAUAUUGCCAGCACUGGCAUAUUGCAUCGAAGGAAUAGACAUGACGAGUUUGAUUUCAUUCAUUUCAGCUGGGAGUUUACCACUGGCUUUCUCUACCGCAUCACACCACAACUGCGAGAUUCUUCCGGAACCGGAAGCUUUUGGUCCCCCUUCGAUGGCCUGGUUUGGCUUUCAUCGGCCAUUACGGUGGUCGCGGUGCUCGUAGUUCUUAAACUAGUUUCAACAAUCAUAUCUAAAAUCAAGCGUUAUGAGCCAAGUAAUCCGUUCGUUUCUUACAUUGUGGAUGUUAUUGCGACCAUUGCCCAGCAGGGUGUCUCAAACCAGGUGUCGGGUCUAGUCUCCAUAAGAAUCAUAAUAUUUUCAUUGCUGUUUUUAACGCUUCUUCUGUACAACUACUACACGUCAUCGGUGGUGGGAGGUUUGCUCAGCUCCCCUGGCAAGGGACCGCAGACGCUUCAAGAGAUAACAAAUAGUCCUCUUACGCUCUCAUUCGCUGAUAUUGGCUAUCACAAAGUGCUGUUUGCGGAAGCUAGGACACCUGAAAUUCGUGAGAUGUACAGCAAAAAGGUGCAACCGUCCCGUGAAGGCAAAAAUACCAUUCCGGUAUAUACGGAUGUGUCAGCGGCCGUUCCCUAUCUGCAACGGGGUGGGUAUGCUUUCCAUUGCGAAUUGACCGAGGCAUUCCAAGAAAUAGCCAAUCAGUUUGAUGCGUACGAAAUCUGCGAGUUACGCACGGGCGCCAGUCUGUUUUCGGAUUUCAAACUACUUGGUUUGAUACUACCCAAAAGAAGCAUGUACUCGGAAAUUUUCAAAACUACACUAAUGCGAGCUCAAGAGAUUGGUUUGGUCAAGAGACACCUUUUAAUAUAUAGAACUGGGAAACCAGCAUGUCAGGCUGGAAGUCGAAUACAUCCAGUUGAACUGCACAGUGUUCAAACGGCCUUUACCGUUUUGGGUGUUGGUUUUGUAGUUUCACUGGUACUACUUGGCAUCGAACGAUUAUGGUUCAAUUCGGUCAUCAAGCGGGAAUCAAUGAACUUUAUCGAAUAAACACGAGGAUAACACUUCACAGUACAAGAGGGACAGAUAAUUUAUAUAACAAUAUUAAUGCCUAUAAUAUGACCAUUUCGGAAACGUUUUAAAUGGAGAUGUAAAUGUAACAUUCCGAUUAGUGAUCCAACGAAUGGUUUAUUGUUUUGUUUUAUCAGCAGCACUGCUGCUGCCGUUGUUGCAUGAGGAGUGGCGGGAGGCAUCACCAGUGCACACGGUGCGGCGCGGUUGCGGUGCGGUAGCGUUGCGUUCUCGUGUGCAUCCUCCCAUUUGAUUGUGUGUAACUCAGGACGCACUUGCGUGCACGCUGCGUGGACGCGCCGCCCGUGUGCAUCGGCUCUUAACCCGUCAUAAUAUGAUAUGAUAAAACAGCCUUUUGCUCUUUCGUAUAAAAUCGAAAAAUCAAGAUAUUUUUCUUAAUUUAAAAACCCAAUUUGGGCGUAAGCGACGCAGAACACUUCACAAUGAAUGCAACAGCAAACGUAUUGGAUCUGACAAACAGCUUCUAGCCAAUGCCAAGGUUCAAUUUUCUAAGCCACCCUCCAACACAGACCACCCCAUCGCAGCCCUCUCCGUUCCCAAAUUCAUCGAUUUCAAGAAGGGAGAAACCAUUAAUCCAUACCGAGCCGAAACGCUUAGGCAGCCUACCGACACCGCGCCAACAGAAAUACACCAAAGUGCAUCAUCAUCACUGCACGAACAGCAACAGCAAUGGCAACAAGCUCGAGCUGCGACGCCACCACCACAACAACAACAACAACAACAACAACAACAGCAAC